Stylophora pistillata is the source of this 1372-nucleotide messenger RNA. Its product is annotated as dynein axonemal assembly factor 10. Lineage: Eukaryota; Metazoa; Cnidaria; Anthozoa; Scleractinia; Pocilloporidae. The record is from RefSeq and is a predicted model, not a curated record. Gene Ontology annotation, molecular function: protein binding.
AUGGUGGAUAAACCGAAAAUAAUCGAACACGUUUCGAAAUCUUUAGAUUACACAUUAUUCGAUGCACGAUGGAUCCCUUGCAGUGCAAGAUUUGUAGUUCUUGGAAACUUUGCACGUGGGACAGGAGCUUUGCAAAUCUACGAAGUUGCGAAGGGGGAACUAAAACUUCUGAAAAAUGACGAGAAGAGGACAGCAAUAAAAUGUGGGACAUUUGGAGCCUCAAGUUUACAACAGAGAUAUCUGGCAACUGGAGACUUUGAUGGGAAAAUGAUGAUUUGGAAUCUAGAAAACACAGAUAGGCCAGUUUAUUCUGUGAAAGCUCAUUCACAGAUAGUGAAUGCUAUUGAUGGUGUGGGAGGUCUGGGAAUUGGUGAAGGAGCACCUGAAAUAGUCACUGGGAGUAGGGAUGGAUCUGUUAAAGUUUGGGAUCCUCGUCAGAAGGACAGGCCUGUGGCUAACAUGGCACCAGCUGAAGGUGAAGAGGGACGUGACUGUUGGUGUGUGGCGUUUGGAGAUGCAUACAAUACAGAAGAACGUUCAGUUGUAGCAGGCUACGACAAUGGAGAUAUAAAGAUGUUUGACCUUAAAAAGAUGGCUGUUCAAUGGGAGACAAAUGUUAAAAAUGGGGUUUGUGGAAUUGAAUUUGACAGAAAAGAUAUCAUGAUGAAUAAGCUAGUGGCUACCACAUUAGAAUCAAAAUUCCAUGUGUUUGAUGUUAGAACACAACAUCCUGAAAAAGGAUUUGCUUCUCUUUCUGAAAAGGCUCACAAGUCCACAGUUUGGUGUGUUAGGCAUCUGCCACAGAACCGUGAAAUUUUCAUGACAUGUGGUGGAUCUGGGUCCCUCAACCUCUGGAAGUACUCCUAUCCAGACCAGAGAGUGAAAAAAGAUGCAAAAGACUUGGAUAUGGGUGUUAUCGGUUCUGUGUCUAUGUUGCAAAAUGCAAGUCUGUCAACGCAACCAAUCACAUCCUUUGACUGGAGCCCAGACAAGGAAGGGCUUUGUGUGUGUACUGCUCUUGAUCAGAGUUUAAGAGUCAUUAUCGUAACUAAGCUCAAGACUGUGUGACAUCAGUGCUGGCACCUACAUUCUCAUGAAUAACUGUCACAGAUUUUUAUUUAAGUUCAAACCAUGUCAAUAGAUUUUGUAGAGGUUCUUGGCUGUGGACUGACACAUGUAAUAAAAUUACUCACAGUUUUUUUUUUAACAUACUUCCAUUAGAUUUCUAUGAUCACACUGUCAUGUUAAAUGUUCUAGGAAUGGAGGGUCAGACAUUCUUAUUUACCUCACUUUUUGAGUGUGAUGUACAAAUUUUUUGCUUUUGAAAGUUUUGUUGGUGUAAAUAAAGAUGUUUAAUAUCUCUCACAGUCUC